AUGAUCACAACUUUAAUCCAUCCCUCACAAAGACAAAUCAUGUCACAUAGAAUUUCUGUUCUUUUCUUAUCCUUUCUAUUAAUCACAACAACCAGUGUUUCUCUUGAAGAUGGUUUCAUUUCUGUGAUUAUAUCUGAUAAGGGUCUUGACUUUGCCAAAGACAUUCUAAUAAACCAAGCUAUUGCAUCUAUAGUUGUUUCUCAGCUUCCACAAAUUGAGAAAUCUGUUCAAGUUCCUCUUGUUGGAAAAGCUCAUGUGAUUCUUUCUGAGAUCACAAUUAAGAAUAUUCAAGUGAGUUCUUCGUCUGUUGAAACUGGUGAUUCUGCCAUUGGUGUCGUUGUUUCAGGCGCUACUGCUAAUUUGACCUUGAAUUGGAGGUAUACUGUUAGUAGUUGGUUGGUCCCAAUUGGAAUUUCGGAUAGUGGAACUGCCACUGUUAAGGUUGAAGAUAUGCAAGUCGGACUAACUGUAAAUUUAACGAACCAAGGAGGAACUUUAAAGCUGAAUCUCUUGGAUUAUGGAUGUGAUGUUGGAGAAUUAUCUAUAAAAUUGAACGGCGGAGCAGCUUGGCUUUAUCAAGUGCUAGUUGAUGCUUUUAAAGGAAAUAUAGGAUCUGCAGUUGAAGAUGCUGUUUCUAAGAAAAUAAGAGAAGGCAUACCAACACUUGACGAUUUACUGCAAACUCUUCCGCAGACAAUUUCGUUAGACAAAACUGCUGCUCUAAAUGUUUCUUUCGUCGACAAUCCUGUGCUGAGCAACUCUUCUAUCGAACUCAAAAUCAACGGUUUAUUCAGUGAGAGAAAGGGUGUUUCAGUACCUCAAAGUUACCAUAAAGGAUCCGAUCAUAUUUCUGUUUCCAAUGGUGAUUUACCAAAGAUGAUUAACAUUUCAAUACAUGAAAAUGUUUUCAAAUCGGCCUCCGAAGUUUACUUUGCAGCCGAUGCGUUGCAAUGGAUACUUGAUGAACUACCUAAUCAGUCCAUUUUGAACACUGCUGAAUGGAAACUCAUCAUUCCUCAAUUAUACAAGCAAUAUCCAAAUGAUGACAUGAACCUUAAUGUCUCGGUAUCUUCUCCACCGGUUAUAGAAGUGUCUGAUCAAGAUAUCGACGCUACCAUUUCCAUAGAUUUAAUCAUUGAUGUUUUGGAAGCCGGUGAAGUCAUACCUGUUACAUGCAUCUCUGUGAACAUUAGUGCCUCGUGUGACGUGGAAAUUGUUCGAAAAAGUCUCACCGGUCGGCUUAAAUUGAAGAAGUUCUCCACAUACUUGAAAUGGAGCAAAAUAGGGAAACUUCACAUGAAUGUGAUUCAGUCAUUGACAUCAACUGUCCUCAAAACCGUGCUGAUCCCGUACUUGAACUCGCAGUUAAAGAAAGGAAUUCCAUUGCCGAUUCUUAAGGGUUUCGCCCUUAAGAACGCACGAAUCUUUAACACUCCGCCGUGGAUUGGAGUGUCUAGUGAUGUAACCUUCUUGGGAGACUACUAUCUUAGACAUCAUCUAGCUUAUGCAUCAUAA
Lathyrus sativus (Indian pea) is the source of this 1515-nucleotide messenger RNA. The record is from the annotation of a GenBank genome assembly. Lineage: Eukaryota; Viridiplantae; Streptophyta; Magnoliopsida; Fabales; Fabaceae.